AUGCAGUCUUUGGACGAUGGAGAUGAGUUCCGGCUGCCAAUCGACCAUCGGAUCACGGAGAACCUCGACCGCGAAGGGCUGGAGAUGGCGUCGUUGGACAAGCCGAUCGCGUGCAGCAACGUGGGGUUCCAGCUGCUGCUGAAGAUGGGGUGGCGGGGGAAGGGACUCGGGAGGAAUGAACAAGGCAUAGUAGACCCGGUUCGCACGGAGAUGAGGGAUGCGCGGCUGGGGCUGGGCAAGCAGGAGGAGGAGGAGUGGUAUACGGCAGAGGAGAACGUGCAGCGAAAGAAGCUUGAGAUAGAAGUGGAGGAGACAGAGGAAAUUGCGAAGAAGAGAGAGGAGGUGGCGGAGAGGGUGGAGAAGAUCCGGGCAGAUGUGAAGGAGAUUCAGAAGGUGUUUCUGUGCGAGCUGUGCAACAAGCAGUACAAGCUGGCAAGCGAGAUGGAGAUGCACCUCAGCAGCUACGAUCAUAAUCACAGGAAGCGCUUCCAAGAGACCAAGAAGAUGCAGCAGCAGGGGGUGCGGGAUGAGAGGCAGCGGAGGGAGCAGCUGAGGGAGGAGAAGGAGCUUGCGAGAUACGCCAAGCUCGAGGAUGCGGAGGAGGAAGGAGGGGAGUGUAGGGGUGGGAGUGAGAGAGAGGAUACGGGGGAAGAGGUGGUGGUAUGUGAGGAUAUAGGGGAGUGGGAAGGGACGCAGGAGAGGGGGAGUGGGGGAGUGAGGGAGAUAGAGAGAGAAGACGAGGUGGUGUGUGAGGAAGAGGAUUGGGAAAACUCGGAGGCGAGUGUCAGUGGAGGAGAGAGUGAGGGAGUGAGUGAGGUAGUGCGAGAGGGGGUGCGAGAGAUAGUGCGUGGGGGAGUGAGGGAGGAGGGGGUGGUGGUGUGUGAGGAGUGUGUGGCAUGUGAGCUGGCAGUGAAGCAAAUGAGAGGAGGAAAAGUGUCCACGUGGCACAGAUUAACUGGCUUCUGGGGUUCGAAAAAGAAAAAUCUAGAUUCCUCGACUGGCCAGAUCAGCACGGGGAGCGAGCUGGUGAUGAAAGAGGAGAAGGAGAAUGUAGAACAAGGAGUGGGGAGGCGUGGAAAGGGGUGCUUGUGGAGUUUCCGGGGGCCCAGAGGAAGGAAGAAAGGGAGAGGGAGAGAGUUACCUGAAGAAUCACCUGAAACAUCUGAAACACCUGAAUCACCUGAGGAACAGGGCAACAGCGCUGAGCCUGUGUGUGGCAGAAGCAGAGAGGAGUACGCCGACCCAAAUAGCUCCGGUCGGACUGGGGCACCUGGUUUGGGCCAAACCGGGGGAGGAGGCUUGGAGCAGUGUGUGGGUGUGGGGGGCUUGAAACGGGUGGGUGAGCGAGAGAGCCUUGAGACUCCUCAUGAGGAGGAGGGGGGUUCACAGGGGAGAAAUUCGCAGCAGGGGGGUGAGGUUGUUCGGGCGGCGGAUGUAGAGGUAGAUGGGUUGGGAGAGGGAUCGGGAGAGGGUUUUGGGGAGGGAUUGGGGGUGGGAGAACGGCUGGAGGAGGGUCUACAGGGUAACUUGAUCUCCAACAGUGGGGUGCUCAUGCAGAUGUAUCCGGAGCUUCCAGGAAGGUGCGAAGCUGUGGCAAGCCCCGAUUACCCUAUUGGGGGAGGGAGCAGAGGACGGGGUGUUGGUGCUGAUGCUACUUGUGCCAGUGGUGCCAAGGCUGACAUGGCAGCGAGGAGCGGUGCCGAUGUUGCUGACAUGGCAGCAUGCAGCGGUGGUGCUAAUGCUGCUUCCACGGCAGCUCAAGGUCUUGCUGCUGCUGAUGCUGCUGGUGCCCGUGGUGCCGCCGAUGCUUCUUCCGCAGCACCAGGAGGUGGUGCUAUUGCCCCUCUCCCUUCUCGACCCCCGCGGCUGCUGGCGGUGCUGAGUGUGGAUGGAGGGGGAGUGAGGGACGCCAUUCCCACGCAGAUCUGCGUUCGUCUUGAAGAGAUGCUGCAGGAGCGGUGCGGCGAUCCCAACGUGCGCCUGGCAGACUUCUUUGACCUCUUUGCUGGCACCAGCGGCGGCGGUCUGCUUGCCCUCAUGCUCACAGCGCCCCACAGGGCAACGGGGCGGCCAGCCAUCAGGGCUCAGGACGUGGCAGACUUCUGGACCCUUCACUCCCAGCACAUCUUCCAACGGCGAUUCUGGCCGCGAUGGGCUGCCACCCUGCGCAACAUAUGGCGCCCCAAGUACAAGGUGGAGGUCUUGGAGCAGCUUCUGCGUCAUUUCCCCAGGCAGCACUGUGGCGCGGCGGACCUCUCCCUAUCAGAGGCCGUCAAGCCCCUCCUGCUGACGUCAUAUGACAUCAGCGCCGCCCGGCCGUACUUCUUCCUCAGCCUGCGGGCUUUGUCCGACUCGAGCCACGACUUCCCGCUUAUACAGGCAUGCAGAGCCACGUCAGCAGCUCCCAGCAUCUUCAUGCCGGCACUCGUUCGAUCGGUGGAUGGGCGGAGGGAGAUGGUGUGCGUUGAUGGGGGCAUGGUGGCUAAUAACCCCACUGUGGCAGCAUUCCUUCACAUCGUCGCGAACCCAUCCACCUUCAAACCUCCUGGAGAAAACAGUGAAAACGUUGCAAGCAACAGUGCAGACACUACCGAUGUUGGGGAACUGCGACGAGCGGAAAUCAUGCCAUCAUCUGCAGCAGCGACUGAGGCCCUUCAUGCCUCAACUUCUGCUCCAGUUGCUGCCGCAGAUAACCUUUCGCAGGCAGCAGCAGCAGACACGAGUGCAGGGAAUCUGCACGGAGAAAUCUCACCUGCAGCACCAUCUGGCGAUGCGAGCUGUUUGCUGGCUGGAGAUAUGGAAGAGGCAGCAGAGCAGGGUGUGAACCCACUGCUCCAUGAUGCGAUGCAGAAGAAAAGAGGAGCGAAGGGGGCGCUGGCUGGUGCAGCAUCUGCUGAUGCGGCCUGCCUGUUAGCUGGAGACCUGGAGCAGGCGGCAGAGUUGAGUGCGAGUCCGCUGCUUCAUAGUGCUUUGGUAGAGAGUAAAGGGAAAGAGGUAGGGGUGGAUAGGGAGGCGAGGGAAGCAGGGGCAGGCAGCAGGGGUGUAGAAAAAGGUGUGGGAAGAGGGGGAGGGGAAGCAGGAGCAGGAAGAGGAGGGGAGGGAGUAGCAGAGAGAAGGGGGAUGGAAGGAGGAGGGGAGGGAGGAGCAGGAACAGGGGGAGAGGAAGCAGCGGGAAGCAGCGAGCUUUGUGGGGAGCCUCUGUCUCAAGCUCGGCUGACGUUCCGCGAUGUGGUGGUGCUGUCGCUGGGAGCAGGCGAGCACAUGCGGCGAUACUCCAUUGAUGAUGUCAAGAAAUGGGGACUGAUUGGGUGGGCAGAGCCGAUGGUGGAUGUGAUGGUGUGGGGUGGAGGCAACAUGGUGCAUGCUCAGAUGUGCCUCCUUGCUCUGGCGGAUGGGGCUAUUGACAACUACACACGCAUUGAGGUGCAAUCCCUGCCGUCCAUCUCGACCAGGAUGGACAACGCAUCACGGAGGAACAUCCAGCUGCUGCAGCGAGUGGCAGAGGACGCUCUUAAAGCCCACGGCAACGUCGUCCCCUCGCUGGCGGGGGACGUCUGCCAGCUGGCGCUCACCAAUGAGGAGCGGCUCGCUGCGCUGGCAGAUAGGCUGGUAGCGGAGUACAGGUGGCGGCGUGGGAUUGGAGGCUGA
Molecule: messenger RNA, 3648 nt
Organism: Closterium sp. Naga37s-1
Lineage: Eukaryota; Viridiplantae; Streptophyta; Zygnematophyceae; Desmidiales; Closteriaceae
Source: the annotation of a GenBank genome assembly